Messenger RNA from Colletotrichum scovillei, 1320 nucleotides. Its product is annotated as endoribonuclease L-PSP. Gene Ontology annotation, molecular function: deaminase activity. The transcript is spliced from 2 exons. Bases 852 to 1268 code for a protein of 138 amino acids. NCBI's taxonomy places the organism in Eukaryota, Fungi, Ascomycota, Sordariomycetes, Glomerellales, Glomerellaceae. The record is from RefSeq and is a predicted model, not a curated record. Gene Ontology annotation, cellular component: cytosol; mitochondrion.
AUGAGUCUACUCUUGCAAAAAUCACCAUAUUUAUGUCGAUGCUUGUACAACGGCGCAAGACCGACGUCUCGAACUCACCGGAUGAUGGCGCCGGCUUCGGCCGGCCAAAUUUACCCCGCCAUCACCGUCCCGCGGCGAAGUCCUCCGUCAACCCCGCCAAAGUGGGCCAGGCGCUUUCUAUCGGCAGACUCAAGCUCAGGAUAUGCUCGCAUCCUAUGACUAUGUAAUCAGCAAGUAUCUCUGAAGUCGUCUAUAGCUUCAGGACAAAGGCUUUCUAUCAAAUAAGUCCAAAUCUAAAUCACUGAAUGCAAAGGCCGGGCUCGCUAACGAACACAAGGCGAAACUAAGUUUCCUCAGACCCAAUCCUAACCUCUCCAUGCAUAAUGCAAGCAACUUAUUCCAGUUUGAUACAGGAUACAAGAUAUUCCAGGUCCCAAGUAAGGUCGAUUAGCCUCUCGGCAAAAUCCCCAAAAAGUCAAAAAGAGCCUCAUCCACUAAGUAAUCCAUGCAAGCAAAGUCCACGCAUAAUCUCCAUCAUCCACGCCCUUUCUGCGCGCCCUUUCUGUACAUGCCUGCUAUCAAAACCCCACCAUCCGCCGGUGAAGAGGACCCACUUCCCACCUCCGACCCCGCGCCGGUGUAAUCUCACCGUCGUUGGAUUUAUCAUCCUCAUAGAGUCGCAGCUACCUUGCUUCAAUUCAUCUUAUAUCCAACAUUCCAGCUCACAUCCGUCUCUCCUCAUCACUUCCCGUCGUCAUCCGAAUACCAACAAACUCCAAAAUCAUCCAUUCCCCAAUAUACCACCUCAACUCAAACCACCACAUAUCAUCACCACACCCAACACCACCAAAAUGUCCGACCAAAUCGAAAAAGUCCUCACGACCGCCGCCCCAGCGCCCCUCCCCCAAUUCUCCCAAGCCGUAAAAUACAACGGCAUGGUCUACUGCUCCGGCAACAUCGGCAUCCUCCCGGACAAGCCAGGCAUGGUCCAGGCCGAGGGCACGGUCAAAGACCGCACCCGCCAGGCCCUCAAGAACCUCACCGCCGUCCUCGAAGCGUCCGGAAGCUCCCUCCGCAACGUCGUCAAGGUCAACGUCUACAUUACGCAGAUGUCCGACUUCGCCACCAUGAAUGAGGCGUAUGAUGAGUUCUUCACGUUUGAUCCCAAGCCUGCCCGCACGUGUGUUGCAGUAUACCAGCUACCGCUGGGCACUGAUGUCGAGAUUGAGUGCACGGCAUUCCUGAACAAGCCCACUCAGAAGCUGUAGAUUCCUCGCAUUUUGGACUUUAAAACUGUGUUCCAACUUUGAAGAAACAAAC